Messenger RNA from Mercenaria mercenaria, 3401 nucleotides. RefSeq names its product serine/threonine kinase-like domain-containing protein STKLD1. The coding region runs from base 44 to 2107 and encodes 687 amino acids. NCBI's taxonomy places the organism in Eukaryota, Metazoa, Mollusca, Bivalvia, Venerida, Veneridae. The transcript is spliced from 22 exons. The record is from RefSeq and is a predicted model, not a curated record. Gene Ontology annotation, biological process: protein phosphorylation. Gene Ontology annotation, molecular function: ATP binding; protein serine/threonine kinase activity; protein tyrosine kinase activity.
UUAGUUUGCGCAUGCGCACUGAGAAUGCUUGGUGUUGUCAAGCAUGGAGAACUUCACCAUUAAAGAACAAAUUGGCAAAGGAGCACAAGCCACUGUUUUCAUUGUAGAACGUCAACAGGAUAAACAGAAGUUUGUCCUCAAAAAGGUGGAAUGUUUCGAUGAGAGUGAAGCAAAUAAAGCAUUCAAAGAGGCAUCAGUUCUCCGUGACUUACAGCAUGUGUAUGUGUCGGGUUACAAGGAGUUCUUUGUCAUCUGGGAAAAGCAGGACUCCUCAGUCUAUAUCUGUGUUUUGAUGGACUAUUUCCCAAAAGGAACACUUGACACAGUUUUGUCAAAAUACAGGGAGAAGAAAGAAGUCAUAGAUGAGGAGCAAAUCAAGCAAUGGUUAGGGCAGAUACUAGAGGCCCUGAUGUAUGCACAUAAGAAGAAAAUACUCCACAGAGAUAUACGUCCCAGUAAUAUAUAUGUUCAGGCGGAUGAUACCCUGGCGCUUGGAGAUUUUGGAGUGGAAACUAUUAUGGGAGAUGCUAUUACUUGCACCAGAGCUAAUGCAGACAUAAAGGGAGAGUAUGUGAAGCAACCAAGGUUUACAUAUGCCUCAAUGAACUAUAUGGCCCCAGAAGCUGCUGUUCAUGGAUACAGUGAGAAGAGUGAUGUGUGGUCCCUGGGCUGUGUUCUGUUCGAACUUGUAACCGCCUGGCUGUACAACUCACAGGAAGCUAUUGCCAAACUACAGGAUAUACGGAAAGAGCCUGGUAUCCUUGAUGAAAUCUUUGAGGACAUUGCUAAGCACUAUUCAGAUGCUCUGAUCUCAGUGUUGGCCGGUAUGCUUAAAGUCAACCACACACAGCGUGCAACACUUGGGAGUCUUUUAAAUAUGCCCAUUGUGAGAAAGUGUCUUGAGAUGAGUGAUUCGUCACAGUUGGAGAAGAGGAAACGACUGAAAUCUGCAUCAACAGCCAAAACUGAUAUAACUGUAAAAGAAGAAAUAAGUAGAUGGCCUGUACCAAGGGGUCAUGGUGUCUUGAAAGUGUUAGAAUACUUAGCAAACAUGGUAGAUUAUGACUCAUGUGUACAAGAGGCGCUGGCUUACCUGCUAGAACUGUCCAAAUCUGAAGGAGGACUUAACUUGGAUCCUAGAGGGAAGAAAUUAGUUGGCAUGGCAAUGAAGAACAAUAUGACAGAUAGUGAGAUACAGAUCCACGGUUGUAAUGUACUCAACAGCCUUGUCAUGUGUGCUGAGGCUGAUGAUGUCCUGUUCACACCAGAGAUCAUAGCUGUCAUUCCUCUGGCUAUGGAGAAUCACAAAGACAGUGUAGACGUACAAUUUGCAGCAACAUCACUUCUCAUGGCACUGGCUGCCAACAAUGCUGCUGGAGAAGUGAUUGGUCAUUUAGGCGGUGUUCAGGACAUACUGACAGCAUUGAGAACACACCCAAACAAUGCUAAGUUAUGCAGCACAUGUCUGAAUGCUCUGUGGGGACUUACAGUACAUGGUAACAAUGUGAAGAUAGCUACAGAAGAGAAAGGUAUUAAAGAAGUGUGCAAUGUUCUCAAGAUUCACAUGAACUCAUCCGAGGUAGCAGAAGCAGCUUCCGCGUCUAUGCUCGCUCUCUCUCUAGAUGAGGAGAAUCUUGAUUUGAUCUGUGAUUUAGAUGGUGUGGGACUUCUCAUCUCAACAAUCAGUACACAUGGGAAGAACUCCAAGGUGGUUAAGAAUGCUUGCCUUGCACUAGCUAGUCUUGUUGAAAUUGAUGAGGAGUCUGCAUAUAGAGUGUUAACAAAUGAAGGGCCAGAUAACACACAUAUUGCUGGUAUACCAAUAAUACUGAAGACAUAUGAACUACACAAAGACAACGCAGAGGUUGUUGAGAGUAUUGUUACAUUGUUGAUGGAAUUAGCUGAAUAUGAUGAUGUUAGGUCAGAAAUGAACCAUCUAAACAUCGGACCUGGUUUACUCUCGGAAAUAUUUAAACGUUUCAAAGAAAAUGUGGAUAUAAUGGGACCUUGUGAGAAAGCUCUAGAAAGACUGCGAGAUGUUAAACGACCUGUGGCACCCAGGACUCCAAGCCCAGAACAGGCCCUGGGACAGCAAGUUGCAGUAUAGGCAGAGAGUACUAACUGUAUAAGAAAAGUGUUAAAAUUCAUAGAAGAAGAUUGAAGAAUAGAUUUUAUAACUCAAGAAUAAAUGUUAUUUUGAUCCAUUAAAAUUGGCUUGUUCAAGAAUUCCUUAGAAAAUACUGAUUCAAGAGUUGAGGAAUUUAUAGGAAUCUCAGAAGCUUUUGGAUACAUCCUUUUUCCUCUUCCUCACAGUGUAACAUUCACCUCAAGAUAGUACCAGAAUGAUGUUAAACAUCAGUGGAAACAAUGCAUCAAAUACAUUUAUGCUUUGGUUUUCUAACCAAGUUCAUUUUAUAUAAGGUUAUUCUGUGAUCAAAGAAAUGUAUUCUUGCAGACUUGCAUUAACUCUCAUUGAGUCUGAGCUUGAGCCUAUCUGUAUCUUUAAAACUUUAUCUGUAAAGUGUUAAAUCCUGUUUGUAUUUACGUCAUUCAAUUAAGUCACAUGAUUUACUGUGUCUGCAACAUUGUAAAAUAUUACAACUGACCUGUGUAACUGAGUUACCAGCAUAUACAGUGUUGUGUGAUAAUAACUCGAUACAUUUAUAUUUAUGUUGAUUCCAUCAAUGAACUUUUGUGUAUACCGGGUAUAUGGAAAGAGCUGAUCAACUGACAUACAAAUACACGUAGAAUGCUUUAAUUAUGUACAUUAAGUAUUUUAGGUAUUUGCCAUUAUUGCAAUGGCUUUUCCUUGCAUAUUUAUUAAAGCAGAAUUGUUACCUUUUUAUACGAAUAUUUAGUGCAUCAACAGCAAGUGAAUGGGAAAAAUGACUUUCAUGUUGGGUGAAAGAAGAUAGGGUGGGAGUCGCACAUUUUAUAACUUCAUGAACAAUGUUGUUUGAACCAAGUCUGCUAUUGCCUUGUAUUGAACUAGUAAUGUUAUUUUACAGUAUUCUUGAGAAAAAAAAUCCUCUUGAGCCAGUGUGAGGGGUAUUGCACAUUCUAUAACUUGAACAAAAGCCUCAGUUGAACCAAGUAUGCUAUUAUUUUGCUUGGGUGUGUUUUUGGCAUAACAGCUACCAAUAGACUGAUGAAGUCUUAUCUAUUUACAAGACUUUUAUUUACAUCAUUACAAAUUAAAACAUGCAUGUCUGUGAUAUUUUUAUAACUGUGUAAAUAUAUUCUAAGUAGAAAAAGGGAUGUGGUAUGUUUUUAAGCAUCCAGUUAUGUUUUACAGAGAAAGUUUGUUGUUGUAGCAUUUAACUGUAUAUAUUGCAUGUCUGUAAAAUAUGUCCUGUUAAUAUUCACAUGUGUUUUUGCACAAUAAAACGUGGAAGAAACAA